CAGAGUAAAUUAGCACAAUUGCGAGGGCCUUAAUGUACAUCAAACAGCACUACUAUACAGUAUGCAGUCUAUUUAUUACUCCUAUAUGCCGGUGCAUCAUAUAGAAGACCAAACCACAACUAUCAGUUUCGAAGAUAACCAUAAAAAGGGACGUGACACAGUAGCAGCACCAUGGAUGAACUCGUCGUCUGCCCCGCCUCCACCGCCUGCAGCUCCCCCUCCCCGGCUUCCUUCUUCUCCACCGCCGGCCACCACCAGCAGCAGCAGCAGGAGCUCGACUUCGUGUCCAGCGAGGUCUUGGAGCAAUGGCUGGCGAUCGACGACUGCAUGGACGACGAGACCCUGAUGGACGGCGCCGCGUGGGGCAUCGAGGGCUCGCGCUCGCCGGGCAACGAUCUGUCCGGCAAGCCGCCGGCACCUGCGCCCAAGCGGCGGGGCCGGAAGCCCGGGCCCGGGACCAGCGGCCUCGCCCUCACCCACGUCGAGGCGGAGCGGCAGCGGCGGGACAAGCUCAACCGCCGCUUCUACGAGCUCCGCGCGGCCGUGCCCACCGUGUCCCGGAUGGACAAAGCGUCCCUCCUCGCGGACGCCGCCGCCUACAUCACCCAGCUGCGCGGCCGCGUGGAGCAGCUCGAGGCCGAGGCCAAGCAGGCCGCGGCAUCCGCCGUGGCCGCUGCGGCCACCGCGGCGGCGCCCGCCCAGGAGAAGCUGGAGGUGCGGAUGGUCGGGCAGGAGGCGGCGGCGCUGCGCCUGACGACGGCGGCGCGCCACGCCCCCGCGCGCCUCAUGCUGGCGCUCCGGUCGCUGGACCUGCCCGUGCAGCACGCGUGCGUGUGCCGUGUGGGCAGCGUCACCGUGCAGGACGCCGUCGUCGACGUGCCCGCCGCCGCGCUGCGGGACGAGCGCCGCCUCCGCGCCGCGUUGCUCAACAGGCUGCAGCAGAGCGGCUAGCGGCCGGCCGGCCGGCGCUAUCUACUUACAUACUACUCGGUGGCCACAUCAAGCCGGUUGCAUUCUAUCUACUUAUCAUGCAUAUAUUUCUUGUCACGGCAGAUGAUGCCCAUCGUCGUCGUCCGUGGUUUACACAGCUCAUGGUGCCUAUAUUUUAGAUGCUGAUGCAUCGAUUAAAAAUAAUUGAUAUUUCUUCUGUUCUCAAAUAUACGAUGUUUAGGAUAAGGUGAUUAGUUGAAAACAAACUAAUUGUUUUGUCCUAAACGUCAUAUAUGAAAGAAAACAGGAGUACAAUUUAGGGCCGGGGUUGCUUAUUUGACAGAGAUGGAUCGGACUGUACAUGUUCUCUGUUGCACGGUAGUGAAAUUAAUUAAUUCAUUUACCUGUCCUCAAAUCCCCGAUCUUUGGACUGUUCUAAAAUAAAUUGAAUAACUGCUCGGUGAACAUACUCAAUUGUUUAUUUGACAGGAGAUAUAUCAUCCAAACUUCUUGGUCUUCCUCUUUUGAUCAUUUGUUGCAAUUGUUUAAUAAGAACAUAAUAAUGUGCUUAAGACUUGCAAAAUGUAUAUGUGUUAAAGAUCCACAUGUACAUUACACAAGGUUAUUUUAUUCCAUGCAUCCACAGAGUA
This is a messenger RNA of Setaria italica (foxtail millet), 1580 nucleotides long. Its product is annotated as transcription factor MYC2. The transcript has a single exon. The record is from RefSeq and is a predicted model, not a curated record. Gene Ontology annotation, molecular function: DNA-binding transcription factor activity; transcription cis-regulatory region binding; protein dimerization activity. Lineage: Eukaryota; Viridiplantae; Streptophyta; Magnoliopsida; Poales; Poaceae. Bases 172 to 951 code for a protein of 259 amino acids. Gene Ontology annotation, cellular component: nucleus. Gene Ontology annotation, biological process: regulation of DNA-templated transcription.